Molecule: messenger RNA, 2558 nt
Organism: Rana temporaria (common frog)
Lineage: Eukaryota; Metazoa; Chordata; Amphibia; Anura; Ranidae
Gene: JUNB
Product: JunB proto-oncogene, AP-1 transcription factor subunit
Exons: 1
Coding region: 106-948 (280 amino acids)
Biological process (GO): regulation of cell cycle; regulation of transcription by RNA polymerase II; regulation of cell population proliferation
Cellular component (GO): transcription regulator complex
Molecular function (GO): RNA polymerase II cis-regulatory region sequence-specific DNA binding; transcription factor binding; DNA-binding transcription factor activity, RNA polymerase II-specific
Source: RefSeq, a predicted model, not a curated record
CUCUGGCGCUGGGCUUGUUCGCUAUUAGAAGGGAUCUCGAGCGGUCGGACCUGUCACUUUAGCUGUCACCGCUCUUCUCCCUGCCCGACUUCACCCUCCGGUCUCAUGUGCUCCAGGAUGGAGCAGCCGUUCUACCACGAUGAUUCACUGCUGUCUGCUUACUCCAGACCGGAGCUGCUGAAGCCCAGCCUGGCUUCCCUCACCGACUCUUACCGGGGAGUCGGCAAGCCAGACCUGUCCUACUACUCCGAGCAGCCCAGCCUGAAGAUGUCCGCGCCUGACCUGGAGAGGUUAAUCAUCCACAGCGGCCCCGGGGUCAUCAACGGCCCCGGUGGCAGCGGUCAGCUCUUCUACCGCGGGGGCACCGAGGAGCAGGAAGGCUUCGUGGACGGCUUUGUCCGGGCUCUGGACGACCUGCACAAGAUGAACCGCGACGGGCCCCCCAACGUCUCCCUGGGGGGCGCCGGCUCGGUGCCCAUGAACGGAGGGUCGCCGGCCAACGCCGCCAUGUACAACGACCCCGCCGUCUACACCAACCUGGCCACCUACAACUGCUACCGGCAGCCCUCGGCCACCAUCAAUUACCUGCCGCACUCCUACGGGGGCGCCAACUUCAAGGAAGAGCCCCAGACGGUGCCCGAGGCCGGCAGCCGGGACAGCACGCCCGCCCCGCUCUCCCCCAUCAACAUGGAAGAGCAGGAGAAGAUCAAGGUGGAGAGGAAGCGGCUGAGAAACCGGCUGGCCGCCACCAAGUGUCGGAAACGCAAGUUAGAACGCAUCGCCCGCCUUGAGGAUAAGGUGCGAGACCUGAAAAACGAAAACAACGGGCUGAGCGGCACCGCUGGCCUGCUACGAGAGCAGGUGGAGCAGCUGAAGGUCCGGGUGAGAGAACACGCCAGGCACGGGUGUCAACUGCUGCUAGGAAGCAAGGGUCAACCAGUCUUCUGAAGACUCUAAAAUGUGUGCCCGGGUGUCCACCAGCACCCCCUCAAGCCGAACCCCCUCUUUCCAGACUACAGAACACUCAGGGGGGGGGUUGUUUGGGGGUGGCAAGAACUGUGCCCAGUCUAGGCAAGAACUGAGCCUGAAGAAAAGGUCUAAAGUUACAAGGACUGAAGCCCGUAUGUGGGUCUAGGGUGGCAUUGACCAUGUCCCCCUGGGUCUAGGCUGCAAGAACUGUGCUCUUUGUGGACGUCAAAGAACUGAGACCACGAAGAAAGAAGGACUGCAUACCCCGCGUGGGGGUCUUGCUUGGCAAGAACUGAACUGAAAAAAAGGGGCAAGAACUGUGAAGAGGGCAAAAAAAACCCAGGGGUAGGCAACUAUGGCAGCUGCUGUGGAAGUACAAGUCCCAGCCUUCUGGAGCUUCUAGUUCCACAGCAGUUUUCGAGAGAGACCCAAGUUUCCUACCUCUGGCUUAGAUCGAUUUUUUUUCAAAGGGAGUGUGUUGGGGGUCUUAGAUGGUGUUUUUUCGAGCACCCACCAAUCAUGAUAAUGCUGCUCCAUCCCAACACUCCAGAAGGACCAUGUGGUUUAGUUUUUUUUUCCCUUUUGGGCCAUACUCGGCAAACCUACGUCUGGCGGUGGGACCAAACAGAGCCAGCGUGCCUUUUUUUUUUUUUUUUGUAGGCUCUGCUAGGCUGAGACGUAAUCCCUACAGCUGCAGAACGAGAGGCUUGCUUCAUCCGUCUCCUUAACUCUUCCGUCGCCACGAGGAGGUUAGCUCAGCUCCUCUUGCCUCGUAGCAGCAGAAGAGUUAAACGCGCGGCGCGGUGACUAAUCCCUUCCAUAGCACUUGAACGUCUUCUUUUGGGUCGUAAAAAUAGGGAAGCAAAGGCAAGCCCCAUGUGACUGUAGCUUGUGGGAAAGGGAAGGGUGGGCCUUUUUGGCACCGAGUGGUGAAAGGGACCAAACCACGCAUUCUGUAAUGGUAAUACCGAGUACUAAGACACUGAUCUAACAUCAUGCACUGUAUCGGGUAACCUACAGCAGUGUUUGGGUUGAAACUGGAAAAAAAUACUGUACGUCGAGGACAGUAAAGAUUAUUUUUUAUUUCCUUUCAGUCAAGUUUACAAGAUUAAGCACCAACAUUCUCUUUUUUUUUUUUUUUUUUUUUAUUACGCCUUCGCUGGCUGUCAAGCCUCCAAAGUAUGGCUGGCCGAUACUACAACUUGACAGCAUACGCAAGGUGGAACCCUGUUUCAGGGCUUUUUUUUUUUUGUGUGUGUGUGCGGGGGUUUUCUGCAGGUCUCGGAAAAACCCCCUUCUCCUCGAGUAUUUAAAUAGAUGAUGAACCAAUUUUAUUUAAGAACAAUGCACAUAAAAAGGUACUUUUCAGGAAGCUGGGAAUUUCAGUGUUUUUUUUUUUUUUUCUUGAAAGUGCUGAGUUUAAACUUAACAGAGAAAAAUAUUUUUAUGUUUGAAUGAGAAAAAAAAAUUCUGAAAAUGUAUUUUUUUUUUUUUUUAUACUGCGAUUUGACAAUGUGUGUUGUACAAAAUGUUUUAUAUUUGUCUUGUUUCCGUAUUUAAGUAAAUAAUAUUGUUUACAACUGAAAAAA